Molecule: messenger RNA, 4330 nt
Organism: Oncorhynchus gorbuscha (pink salmon)
Lineage: Eukaryota; Metazoa; Chordata; Actinopteri; Salmoniformes; Salmonidae
Gene: tbc1d31
Product: TBC1 domain family, member 31
Exons: 21
Coding region: 851-3907 (1018 amino acids)
Cellular component (GO): centrosome
Molecular function (GO): protein binding
Source: RefSeq, a predicted model, not a curated record
GUCUACAACAGACCCACGUUUGGAAAGUCUGUUUAAUAAUAUGAUCCUUUAAGAUAUUUUGUCUCAAUACAAUUGAAAGCAAUGCUAGUGUAUAAAAUUAGAACCGCGUUGCUAAGAGUGCAGGAAAAUUAGAUAGGUGUCAAAUACUGUAGCUAGCUAGAUACAUUUGAUAUUGUAUUGUAUUGUGAUAACCUUGAGAAAGUGUCCACCUAUCAUAAUUUUUACAUUUACAUUUACAUUUAAGUCAUUUAGCAGACGCUCUUAUCCAGAGCGACUUACAAAUUGGUGCAUUCACCUUUUUUUCUAAACCAAAACUUGGCACGGCAUUGGUCCUUGUCCACCUUCAUGGCCUAUGGCUAUGUUAUGCACCCCCUUAUAAUUAGCAGUAAUGACUAUAGAACAAUCACAUUUAUUAGUUUUUAACAGUGGUUCAUCGACACAGAGGGUUUCAAACCUCCAAUUUAACCUAUUUGAUCAUAGAGAACUCCAGUAACCACAAUUCCUGCUACUGUUUACAUCCCAUUCGUGACGUCAUUCAAGAAGCGACAAGAUAACCGCUGACAACUUUCUAACUGAAGACAGAUUUAUAAUUAUGGCUUUCACUUGAGUUUUGUUCUCAAUAAAUACUUUUGCGCGAUAUUGAUUGCUCGAUCAUAUGCGUGUGAAUGCUCAUCUUGCGAUUGGAGACCGACCAGCAAUAACGUGUUAUUUCAAAUUUCGCGCUGUACAGACCGCCAGACGAUAGGCUGGUAUUCAGGCUAGCUAAUCAACAGUGAAUUAGUUACCACUGCUAACUCGCUAGCUACCUAGAUCCAAACGUAUUAUAUCCCCAAUUCUGCUCAUUAAAAAAAUGCAAACGACCGACAUUGGAAACAAGGAGGAGGGAAAAGUAUGGCAUCGAAAACCAACACCAAGUAAUACUGGUGUCAUGGUCACAGUGAUUCGCAGUGCAGCUGCCUACCAGUCCAAAACAGUCCGCUUCCUUCAUGUCACCUUCGACACUACAGGGGACUCUUUCCUGGCUGGAGAUCACCAUGGGAAUAUUUAUGUCUUAGACAUCACCAGAAACAGGUUUAGACUUGUCCAGAAAACCGGUCAAGCAUGCACUGCCUUGGCCUUCAACUUGCGCAGAACAACGGAAUUCUUGGUUGCUCUUGCAGACUACUCCAUCAAGUGCUUUGACAAAGAUACGAAGCAGCUGGUGAGCUGGAUGCGGGGUCACGAGGGGGCGGUAUCCUCCGUGUCGGUCCAUGGCUCUGGCCGCUACGCCAUCAGUACAUCAGCUGACACGGCUCAGCUCUGGGACCUGGACACCUUCCAGAGGAAGAGGAAACUCAAUGUCCGCCAGUCUGUCGGCAUACAGAGGGUGUUCUUUCUUCCUCUGGGGAACACCAUCCUCAGCUGUUUCAACGAUGACUCCAUCUUUGCCUGGGAGAGUGACACGUUGUUCUGCAAAUACCAGCUGCCUGUUCCUGAUGAGGGACCCAGGAUACACUACAAGGCAUUUGCUGUCACACGUGAUGGGAAGAUUCUGGCUGCAGGGGGCAGAUCCAACCUUCUCCAUCUGUGGUGUCUGGACACCAGGCAGCUGCUUAGAGUGGUCCAGAUGCCUCCCAAGGUCCGCACUGUCAGACAGCUGGAGUUCCUACCAGACAGCUUCGAUGGUGGGGCCAGCCAGACUCUUGGGGUGCUGAGUCAGGAUGGUGUGAUGCGUUUCAUCAACAUCCAGACCUGCAAGCUGCUCUUCAACAUCGGAUCCCAUGAUGACGCCAUCACCUCAGCCACCGUCAGUCCCAACGGACGCCAUAUUGUCACGAUAAUGGACGACGGCAGCCUAAACAUCUACAGUGUUCAGUGUCUGACCCAGGACUACAACAAGCCUCCUCCGUCCCUGGUCAAAGUGGUGUCUGGUGGAGAGUGUUCUGCUCUGACAAUGAAGGUGAAGUCAGAAGGGGUCCAGCGGCCGGCCAAAAACCCUGGUCGACGGGUCAAGACCAAAGUCCUGAGGCCUCCAGCUGUCCCCAUGACAGAGGAUAAAGAGAAUGAACUGCCUGACGGUCUAAACAAGAAGAGACUUGUGACGUUACUGAAGGCAUUUGGAGAAUAUCCAGCUAAAUACAGGAUGUUUGUGUGGAGGUCCCUCCUGCGUCUACCAGAGAACCACGCAGCUUUCAGCAGUCUGACCGAUAAAGGCCUGCACUCUGCCUACCUCAGCAUCCAGGAGCGAUACCCCAUCAAGAGCCACAAACUGCAGCGGGGACUUCAACGAGUGUUGUCUGCACUAGCCCACUGGGCGGCCAUCUUUGGAGAGACAGACUACCUCCCUCUGAUGGCGUUUCCCUUCGUCAAGCUCUUCCAGAAUAACCCACUGCUCUGUUUUGAAGUGGUCGCCACCACUAUAGUGAACUGGUGCCAGCACUGGUUUGAAUACUUCCCCAACCCCCCUCUCAACGUACUGAGCAUGGCAGAGAAUGUUCUGGCUCACCAUGACAAGGAACUGCUGCAGCACCUCAUCGACUGUGGAGUCACCUCUCAGCUGUAUGUGUGGCCCCUGUUAGAGACUCUGUUCUCUGAGGUGCUGACCAGAGAUGAGUGGCUCAAACUGUUUGACAACGUCUUCUCUAACCAUCCUGCCUUCUUAUUGGUAUCUGUGGUCUCAUAUGUCACCUGCUGCCGUGCCCCACUACUGCUCUGCAGCCACAAAGAGGACUUUGAGUAUUUCUUCCACCACCGUAACAACCUGGAUGUCAGCUCCGUGAUAAAGGAGACCUACAGGCUGAUGGAGAGCACCCCAGCAGACAUCCACCCCAGGAACAUGCUGAAUGACUUUCAGCCUCUGACCAGGGGACAGUACCCUGUCUUCAACAAGUACCCCACCUACAUAGUGGAGUACCAGUCUCAGGAGAGAGAGAGGAUACGCCAACAGGAAGUGGACUACCUCAGAGAGAGGCAGGCGGUGCAGGAGCUGCGUGCGAAGGCUGUUCAGAGGCAGGCUGAGGACGAGGCCUGGUACACCCAGCAGGAGAUACUGCAGCAGGCUGAGGAGAAACGCAGGGACAUCCUACAGCAGGAGGAGAGCAAGCUGGCUGAACAGAGAAACAGGUUAACAGCCAUGAAGCGUGAGUUGAAGGUGAAGGAGCUCCAGCUUAUGGAUGCUGCCAGGAGACGCUUCCUGCAACAGCAGCAGGACCAGAGACUGACUGAACUACACAGACUGGACGAGCAGAUACACAGGAAGAUGAACACCAGAGACCAGGAGACGGCAGCAGCAGUACAGGAUAUACAAGUCAGACAGAUGGAGCUGGAAGCACAGAGACGGCUGUUUGAACAGCAACUGGCCAAGGAGCAGGUGCGUGUGACUCAGGAGGUCAGAGCAGAGGUGGAUACCAGGAGACACAGGUCAGAGGUCGAGGAGACCACCUUCCAACACCUCCUUAACAACGACACUGACGUCAGCCUGGGAACCAAGAAGUGGGAGGAGGUGGUGUCUCAGAAGGCCCAGCUAGAGGAGCAGAGGCAGGCUGCAGCCACAGCCGAGGCCAACAGGAGAGUCUUCCUCAGCCAGGAGGAAGAGGAGAACGAGCAGCACAGAGACAACCUCCGCAGGAGCCAGGACCACUCACUCAGUAAACAGUGGGAGAUGAGAGCCAGGUCUCCGUGCUCCACUAGUGGCCUGCUUCACAAUCCUGUUGCUUCUCCUGGUCCUCAUCAGUCUCAACAACGUCACAGUCCCAACAACAUCUGUCUAAACAACCAGUCCACCUCAGACGACUCCACUUGCUUCUCUCUGGACCGGGGUCGAGGGGAGCUGGACUGCAGAGAGAGGGAGUUGAUGCAGAACAUCAGAGAGCUGCGGCAGAAAAUGGCGGCCCGCGCCAAAAACUCCAACUCUACCGUCUCCCAGUAACCACGACGACACACAAACACACCUGCUGUGCCUUUUUGUUUUGCAUAUCUCGACUUGAAAAGGAAACUGAAAUGGUUUGUGGUUUUCUGCUCGUUUGUCCGUUUGAAAGAAGAUGCUGAUAUUAUUUGCCUUAACAAACAGCUGUCCUCUAACUACAACCCUGGUGUUGACUAGUUAAAGAGGGAUUCAAUGAAACCAUUCCAUGGUCUUAAUGAGAUUUGUAGCACAAUCCUCUCCUGUGUAUAUUUUGUUAUUUAAGUUGUUUUUAAGUAUUGUUGUAUCAACUCUGAGUCAUUAUCUCUGCCUUGUUGACUAGUUUCAGUCUUUGACAGACUAUACUCACCAGUCGUGCUCUGGUCUGAUGGUGACUAACCUCAGCAUAGAUAUUCAGGUCAUUCACCUUUUAAUAAAGCCUCAGCAAAU